AUGACGUUUCAAACGGAGAGCUUCGCCGAGUACGUUAUUGUGGAGUACAGAUGGCUGAUAGUGAUCGUUGCAUUACUCCCAAUAUCGUUGUUAUGGAAGAUCUGGUCCACCUUCAGGAAUUGGUUGGUGUUCACGCUGAACAGCGCUCCCAAGAUGCACGAUAAGAAGGUCAAAGAUGUACAGAAACAGGUGAAGAGGUGGUUGGCAGGCGACCGUAGCACUCGACUGUGCACCGCUCGACCCACCUGGCAGACUAUGUCAUUCCGUCAUGGCAUCUAUAAGAAGACCUCUACCAAUAUAUCUGUUAAUCUCGUGGAUGUACUGGAAGUGGACACUAAGAAUAUGACAGUUCGUUGCGAGCCUCUCGUCACGAUGGGACAACUGUCACGCACCCUCGAACCUUUGGGCUUGGCAUUGGCAGUGGUUCCCGAACUUGACCAGCUGACUGUGGGUGGUCUAGUCAUGGGUACAGGCGUGGAGACAUCCUCGCACAUUCAUGGAUUGUUCCAACACAUUUGUCUCCAGUACGAGCUAGUGAUGGCUGAUGGAUCGGUCGUCACUUGCACUAAGGACGAGAAACCAGACUUAUUCUAUGCCGUGCCCUGGUCCUACGGAACCCUAGGCUUCUUGACUUCCGUUGUGAUCAAAGUCGUGCCAGCGAAGAAGUAUGUACGUCUUCAAUACGAGCCCUAUACAAGUUUAACAGAGUUGGCGACGAGGUUCUCUAAAGAGUCAUUAGAUAAUAAACCACAUCAGUUCGUGGAAGCGCUUCUCUUCACCAAGGAUACUGGUGUUGUGAUGACAGGAGAUAUGGUGGAUGAGGUCGGCACUGACGGAAAGUUAAAUUGCAUUGGAAAAUGGUACGCAGAAUGGUUCUACAAACAAGUAGAAAGACACUUAAAGAAGUUUAAAGCGGGUAAUAAACAGCCAGCUGUGGAGUACAUACCUCUGAGAGACUAUUACCACAGGCAUACGAGAAGCUUCUUCUGGGAAUUGCAGGAUAUAGUUCCAUUCGGCAACAACAUAAUCUUCCGCGUCCUAUUCGGGUGGCUGAUGCCACCGGAAGUGUCGUUGCUGAAGCUGACGCAGCCAGACGCAGUCAGUAAGCUGUACGAACGAGCUCACAUCAUUCAAGACAUGCUCGUACCUAUAGAUCGUUUGGAAAAAGCGAUUUUGAAAUUCCACGAAGAAUUUGAGGUGUACCCAAUUUGGUUGUGUCCGUUCAAAGUACUUAACCAACCAGGACAACUCAAGAUUAAAUCUGGCGACUCGCAGAUGUUCGUAGACAUUGGGGUCUAUGGAGUACCAAAGGCUAAGGGAUUUGAAACCGUCGCUUCAACCCGACGUAUCGAGAGCUUUGUCGUCCAGAAUAAUGGAUUCCAAAUGUUAUAUGCCGACACGUAUACAACCCUUGAAGAGUUCAGGAAGAUGUUCGACCACACACUAUACGACAAAGUCCGAGACAGUCUACCAUUUUGUAAGGAAGCUUUCCCUGAGAUACAUGGAAAAGUGAACAGGACUGCCAGAAAAUAAUUGGUGACCCACUAUUUCCAAGAAUAAUCUACUGAGUUUAGUAAUAACCGCCAAAAACGUUGGAAAUUCAUUUCUAACUAGAUUCUACCCGCUACUUUGUCGUGACGUGACUAUAAGCACAGAUAAAAUAAUAUUAUAACUGCAAUUAAUGCCUACAUUGUUGGUUAAACAGAUUAAAAUUUUUGUAGAUAUUGUGUAACAUCACAAAAUGUAAUAUGUUUGUAGGCUACCAACCUCCUUGCAUAAACUAGCCAUAUAACACAAACACAUUUUAAUAAAAAGUAUAUUGUCGUAAUGUCAAAUUGUUU
This is a messenger RNA of Achroia grisella, 1841 nucleotides long. RefSeq names its product delta(24)-sterol reductase-like. NCBI's taxonomy places the organism in Eukaryota, Metazoa, Arthropoda, Insecta, Lepidoptera, Pyralidae. The transcript is spliced from 10 exons. The record is from RefSeq and is a predicted model, not a curated record. Gene Ontology annotation, cellular component: membrane; cytoplasm. Gene Ontology annotation, molecular function: Delta24(24-1) sterol reductase activity; FAD binding. Bases 1 to 1533 code for a protein of 510 amino acids. Gene Ontology annotation, biological process: steroid metabolic process.